Molecule: messenger RNA, 775 nt
Organism: Medioppia subpectinata
Lineage: Eukaryota; Metazoa; Arthropoda; Arachnida; Sarcoptiformes; Oppiidae
Source: the annotation of a GenBank genome assembly
GGAAAAUAUGUUAGUACUGACAAAGUCUGUUGUCUCGACGCCCGCACACCUGGACAUCAAAGUAAGAGUAGCGCAGGGCAUGAGCCGCGAGGGCUGGUCUAUCACCAAAAAUCUCAUGACAGAGAUAACACUUUUGACGUUUGGAUUCUUCACAUUUGUCCCAAUGAUUCAGAAAUUAUGUCUUUUCGCAACCGUCGGACUGCUCACUGAUUUCUUCAUUCAGAUUACGUUUUUUGCGACCGUCUUAUCCAUUGAUAUCCAACGACUUGAGCUCAACACUAAACCCAAUACUAAUGGCUACACAAACGCACAGAAGACCCACAGCCGUCAUAACUCAUCGACGGAUAACGGCGUAAUAUUCGGGAACCGUUCGUAUGGCCAGAAUGUGUUCGCGAGGCCAUCGAAGCCGAGUCACUUCAAAAUGCCUAAACGGCUGCGAGUGGUGUACUUUGUGGCGCGAACUCGUUUAGUGCAAAGGGCUCUCAUGUUAAUACUGAUCGGUUGGAUCUCGUUUUUGGUCUACAAUUUUGAAAUUAUCGAAAAUUUAAGCCACGAUUCGCAACACAUGUCCGGCAACCCUGUGUUCCAGUUCGCCAACUUUGGCACCAAUCAAGUGCUGUCUAAAAAACCACAAAAUGCUCAACAAAUGAACACAAAGGCGGCCAAAGCCGAAGAAAAGCUGGACAACAAUCCGAAUAUUACGUCAGACGCGAGUCAAACGCAUCGUUUGGUUCAUCACAAUCCAAAUCUGUGGAAAUCGUUGUCAUCGCAGCAC